GGCGACCAACACUCUCGUUCUCAAAACGAAGUGUGGACAGACGUAUCGCGUACCUUUCAUAGGUACCACGACGAUACCACACCCCGAUCCUCCUCCCCCGGAGCCUUCAGUGCCCACACCAUCUCUUUAUCACUGUCACCUCGCCUCGACAGUUCGCUCACUUUAUUCGACAGGACGACGUCACCUUCUUUAUGGUGGACGUGACGGAUCUCUUACACUAUGAUCCGCCCUGUCGCGACGCCGAGCUCAUCCCUCUGGAGCCAGAUCCUCCCUCUAUCUCCAUGGCUCCCAUCUCUACUUCCGUCCCUCCGCCGUCCGUCGAGUCCACCCCGUCGUCGGGCGCUGACGCUGACACUGAGGAACUCGCACGAUAUACGACUGACUUGGAGCCCGCAGUUCGUGACCUCAUCCGAGAGUACCACGACGUUUUUCCAUCGUCGUUCUCGUACGCCGGCAUCCCACCGAUGCGUGACGUCGAGCACUCCAUUCAGCUCGUGCCUGAAUAUCGUGUUCACCACCAGGCACCCUACAGACUCUCGAUCCCCGAGACCACCGAACUCAAGCGUCAGCUUGAGAAGCUCCUGAGACUGGGUUUCAUUAAACCCAGCAACUCUCCGUGGGGCGCACCCGUCCUCUUUGCUCGCAAAGCGGAUGGAACUCUUCGUCUCUGCAUCGACUACCGCGGCCUUAACCGCUACACGGUUAAGAACAACUACCCCAUGCCUCGUUCCGAUGAGCUGUUCGACCGCCUAGCAGGMAACCGCUUCUUUACGAAGAUUGAUCUUCGUAGCGGUUACCAUCAGAUCCGCGUCGCUGCAACCGACCAGCCGAAGACCGCGUUCCGCUCACGAUUCGGCCACUACGAGCUCACGGUGAUGCCAUUCGGCCUCACCAACGCACCCGCUACCUUCCAGAGGGCGAUGAACGACAUCUUCAGGGACAUUCUGAAGCAGUACGUUCUCGUCUACCUCGACGAUAUCCUGGUCUAUAGUCGUACCCUUGCGGAGCACCUAAGACACCUCCGCGACAUUCUUGACCGCUUGUGCAGACAUGGCUUCUACGCCAAGCUUAGCAAGUGCCGCUUUGCCCAGCACAAAGUGGAUUUCUUAGGACACUACGUGUCUGACCAGGGUCUCCACAUGGACGACGCGAAGAUCACUGCUAUUGCGGAGUGGCCCGCUCCCACAUCCGCCAAGCAGCUUCGCAGCUUCCUAGGCCUGACCAGCKACUAUAGUAACUUCAUCCGGGGAUACGCUAGGUAUUCCUAYGUCCUUACCUCCACCCUCCUCCGGAAGAACCCACCCUGGGCUUGGACACYCCUCCACGAGGACACCUUCCGCGCCCUCAAGAAGGCGGUGACAUGCGCACCGGUUCUUCACCUACCCGAUUUUGACCGCCCUUUUAUCCUUACCACCGAYGCGUCAGACUUCGCUGUAGGAGCAGUGCUUUCUCARKUCUUCCCYUCAUCUCCUGAUUCCUCUCAUCCUCGUAUCCCUCRCUUCCCACCACCUACCCCUACCACUGCUUCCCGACUGACGCCUACUCGUCCAGCUACUGACGAGCCUUCUAUUGACUAUUCUCCUACCAUCGCCGAGGACGGCACUGUCGAGUCUCGCUCGGGUGAUUGUCCGAUAGCCUUCUACUCCCGUCAACUCCUGCCCGCUGAGAUAAACUACACUGCUGAUGAACGUGAGGUUCUCACAGUAGCUUAUGCCGCUCGGCAUUGGCGUCACUACCUGCACGGGGCACCAUUCACGGUGCGCACGAACAACUCUGUUGUCCAGGCUUUUCUGACAAARCCGAAGCUCACUCCUCGACAGGCUUGCUGGUGGCGCGACCUAUCCGAGUUAAGUUUCACCACUGAGCACAUCAAGGGUGAGACUAAUCGGGUCGCAGAUGCCCUAUCCCGACGCCCUGACCAUGACCAGGAGCACAUCCAACUCUCUUCCAUCUCGGUCACCACCGUCCACCACUCGGUGAUCGACGAGUUUCGCACUCAGUACCGCCACUGCCCCGACUAUCGCGACAUCCACGCGACCCUUCGGAGUGGCAAGACCGUCCCGAACUACUCUCUCGGGGACAACGGUYUUGUGUACUGGCACGGUUCACAGGGCACCAGCGAGCCCCGUAUUUGCGUUCCCUCCACUGGACAGCUACGUGUCCGAGCAGUAGAAGAGUUCCAUGACUAGGGAGCUGCCGGUCAUAUGGGCUUCCACAAGACGUUGGCUCGUGUGAGCCGCCUGUACGUCUGGCCGAAGCGCAAGGACUUUGUGAAGGACUACGUCGCAGAGUGUC
Messenger RNA from Chara braunii, 2295 nucleotides. The record is from the annotation of a GenBank genome assembly. Lineage: Eukaryota; Viridiplantae; Streptophyta; Charophyceae; Charales; Characeae.